Fusarium coffeatum is the source of this 1734-nucleotide messenger RNA. RefSeq lists its product as uncharacterized. The transcript is spliced from 4 exons. Bases 1 to 1734 code for a protein of 577 amino acids. The record is from RefSeq and is a predicted model, not a curated record. NCBI's taxonomy places the organism in Eukaryota, Fungi, Ascomycota, Sordariomycetes, Hypocreales, Nectriaceae.
AUGGACUCAUCCACCUCCGAACUUAUUGCUCAGAAAGCCCUCCGUUACGGGCUCCACUCUUGCUCUCAUUGCCGGGACCUACUUAUUGAUCUCACACCUCUUACUCUGCCAGACACGAAGGAUGACACAGAUGACCUUGAAGGGGACUUGGAAGAUACUCCUGGAGAGUGUCUUUCAGAGGACCCUGAUGAUGAUCCAGGAGAGGAAGAAUUUGUGUCACUCUUUGACAACAAGGUAGCAGAUCUGUAUUACAACGACCAACUCUUUCAUCAGUUCAUCUUACCUAACAAGACGGUAUCUGAAGUUGCUCCCUCGUGUCCCUUCUUUGAUCUACUCGAUAACAUCGAUGUGAACUCGGACGCAGGCUUUCUUUCUAUCAACCUGGACUUUUCUUCUUCGAGAUCACAAGCACCCAGGUCAUCAUCAUUCCCUGGCAGCAUAUAUCGCCUCAGAAUACCAAGCGAAAUAACAACGUUAAUUAAAGAUUUCAAAAGCUGCGGAGCCCCCAUUCAUCCUUGCAUUAAAUCGGACAAGGCAUUUUCACGCGCCAGAGAGUGCUUGGGCCAGUAUUUGAGCGAUCAAAGCUUCAACAAAACUGACACGCCCCCGUCACGCUUGCUCGAUAUUUCUCAAGAUAAAUUACGACUUGUCGAUACUGAAUAUCUUCAUGACCCUUCUUGGGCGGCAUUAUCGUACUGCUGGGGCGGACCUCAGAAGGCACAGACGACACAUCUCAACAUCCAAGACCGCUAUCGGGAGAUUAUCGUGGAAGAACUUCCCUUGACUAUUCGUGAUGCUAUUCACGUCUGUCGUCAGAUGCAUAUUCCCUAUCUGUGGGUAGAUUCACUUUGCAUAAUCCAGACCGAAGAUAAUGCUGUUGAAAAGGGGGGAAAAUCGGACAAAGAUCGGGAGUUGCCCAAGAUGGCGGGCAUUUUCAGUGCUGCAGCCCUCACCAUCUGUGCUACCUGCGCCUCGUCAGCUGAAGAGGGAUUUCUCCAAGAUCGAGAGGCCUGGCCUCCAGCGAUCGCGCUUCCAGUUCGUGUGAACGAUACGUUUGUUCGAGAGCCCGUUGACAGUCGAGCCUGGGUAUUUCAAGAGCAGAUGCUUUCAAACCGAACUCUGAAUUUCAGAAAGCAUGCCAUGGAAUUGAGUUCUGGAAGGGUAAGCAGCUCUUUUGCUCAAGACGAUGACUAUAGCUUUCACUCGGAUCUUGAGGUUGGGUUCGGACGCCGAUGGAUAGAUUUGGUCAUGGCGUACUCUGGACGUCAUCUCAGUGUCCUUCAGGACAGACCUAUAGCCAUUGCUGCUGUGGCGGAGUGGUUUGCGAGAACUAGAGACGGCGAUAACACUCUACUAGCCUCCGACUAUCUGGCAGGGAUGUGGAAACCGGAUAUUCUUCAGCAUCUGUUAUGGUCUGCCCCUUCACCUAUCGACUAUGGAUACGAUAAGCAAAACAUUCCUACCAAGAUGGACGGCCCAUCCUGGUCGUGGACUACCAUCUCAGGGCCCGCUGUUUAUCAUGACCCGGAUGUCUUCAGGCAUACGGCGACGAUCAUCAGCACUAGCAUCGAGCUCGCGGACCCGAACUUCGUAUACGGCGCAGUAAAAAGCGGCAGGAUCCGUCUUAGGGGUCUCAUAACGCGGUCACCCCAAAGAACACCACCACCAAAUGGUUUCUUUGCAUGUCGGAUGGAUUACAAAGGUAUGGCCAGAACGGGCUGGUCUGUUACUUAG